AUGGCCCAGACGUUCGUCCCCGACGAAGUUGACGAUUUUGCGUUGGAGACGCCUCGCGUCCCUCAUAAACUACAAUCUCUCACCGCACUUGCACGUUUCGAAUUUGAAGCGGGCAAGGGCAACGAGGGGACCAAAAUCUUGAUGGUUGAAUGGGAAGACGAUGAUGUGACGAGAUCUGCUGUUGGGUCAUGGCGUGUGGCCUGGGAUAAGAAACAUACUGUCCUUCCCGCCGAUGAUAGGACAAGUGACCACGUCCGACGAUGCUACUUCUUGCUACCGCCAGGCGCAACCAUACCACCCGUCAUCACCCUCACCUACGAACCCCCCGUGGGCUCUGCAGAAUCCGUCAAAAGGCCAGGCGAGUCGAUACAAAUCAAUCCGUUGCCCGCUAUAUUCCCGCCAGAGCUGGGUGCCACAGCGAGGACAGCCGGGAAGAAGGGCGUUUUGCAUACCAUUUGGGCAAAAAAACGCAUGCAGGUUCUGGAAAAGGAGAUUAAAGAAGAAUCGCAGAAUAACCUAGAAGGAGUUGCCCUAGCGAUGGUCCUACAGGAAAAGGAAUGGAUAGAAGCUAAUUUUGGAGUUGCGGGGCGGCCUCCGACUCUCCAGUCUAGUCUGAACUUGUCAACCAAUAUCAGCUCUGUCCCGUUGAGCCCUCGGACACCACUGUCGCCGAGUGGAAGCAAGCUCAGCGAGAAACUCAAGGGACUCAAGCUUGAAACGGGCCAGAAUGACCUGGCAAGAAGAGCAGCAGAUUCCGGGACCAAUGCAGACCCGGAUCUUCAUCCCCUAUCCCCGGAUGAACCAGACGUCGCCAUUUCCUCCUUCAAUUCCUUCGCUAGUACACCUGUCCACUUCUCUCCCAUACAGCUACAACAGCCCUUGAAGACCACUUCACAUGCGCCACCAACUUCGAUACAAGAUCACCAAGCCCAACUGCACACAUUAGCUUCCGUUUCUAUGCAUCCCAUCCAUAAUAUCAGACACAACAACUUUUCCGGGGUCCCGGACAUGGAUUCUGGGGACGGCCUUUUCGCAAAAGCACUCAGCCCGCGGUCUCCGGAUAUCCCACGAAGCCCGUUUUCGUUUUCUCCAGAAGAAACCCUGCCCUAUGCGUUGAAAGCGAGCAGAUGA
Uncinocarpus reesii 1704 is the source of this 1131-nucleotide messenger RNA. RefSeq lists its product as uncharacterized. Bases 1 to 1131 code for a protein of 376 amino acids. NCBI's taxonomy places the organism in Eukaryota, Fungi, Ascomycota, Eurotiomycetes, Onygenales, Onygenaceae. The record is from RefSeq and is a predicted model, not a curated record. The transcript is spliced from 2 exons.